This is a messenger RNA of Closterium sp. Naga37s-1, 1638 nucleotides long. The record is from the annotation of a GenBank genome assembly. Lineage: Eukaryota; Viridiplantae; Streptophyta; Zygnematophyceae; Desmidiales; Closteriaceae.
AUGUCCACACUUCGCACAUCCGCGCGCCACCUGCGCUCCGCCCUCACCACCACCGCCGCCGCAUUCGCCGCCCGCCCCGCACUCCCCCGCGCGCCGUGCAUCGCCGCCUCUCUCGAGCCCGCCGCGUCGCGGUCGCGCGCCCCCCAAAACCCCGCACAGUCCUUCUCCCUUGCGCCCCCUUCUCACGCGUCGCCGCCACUGCCAGCAUCGCCAGCAGCAUCAGACCUCCGCGCUCGCUUCCAACUCGCGUUCAAGCUAAAUCCGAAAGACACAACGCCAAACGCGUUCAAGAUCAAGCUGCGCACAGACAACGCCAUCCGCGUGGUGAGGGCAAGGGCAGCACUCUCAUCCCCUUGUUCCCUCCCCUCCGGGCUCCCCCCUCCGCAGCUACGCUCGGACAACGCUAUCCGCGUGGCGCGGGCUCGGUCGCACUACUGGAAGGGCGCGGAGGUGAAGCGGCUGAGGGCCAAGGAGGCGGAGAUCAGGCGGCAGCAGAGAGACUUUCGGCAGAAGCUUGCUUGGAUCAUGGCCAAACGCGCCAGGGCCACGGGUCGAGGUGGCAUGAGCAUGGGUAAGGGCCACGGGUCGAGGUAUGGGCAAGAGCUGCAGGUAUGGGCAAGAGCUGCAGGUAUGGGCAAGAGCUGCAGGUAUGGGCAAGAGCUGCAGGUAUGGGCAAGAGCUGCAGGUAUGGGCAAGAGCUGCAGGUAUGGGCAAGCGAUUGGGAUGAUGGGACGUGGGGUGAUGCGCGGGAUGGGAAAGCUGUGCACAUGGGAUGCGGGGCGAUGCAUGAUGGGCGAGCUGUGCACAUGGGAUGUGGGGCGAUGCAUGAUGGGCGAGCUGUGCACAUGGGAUGUGGGGCGAUGCAUGAUGGGCGAGCUGUGCACAUGGGAUGAGGGGCGAUGCAUGAUGGGCGAGCUGUGCACAUGGGAUGUGGGGCGAUGCAUGAUGGGCGAGCUGUGCACAUGGGAUGUGGGGCGAUGCAUGAUGGGCGAGCUGUGCACAUGGGAUGCGGGGCGAUGCAUGAUGGGCGAGCUGUGCACAUGGGAUGCGGGGCGAUGCAUGAUGGGCGAGCUGUGCACAUGGGAUGUGGGGCGAUGCAUGAUGGGCGAGCUGUGCACAUGGGAUGCGGGGCGAUGCAUGAUGGGCGAGCUGUGCACAUGGGAUGCGGGGCGAUGCAUGAUGGGCGAGCUGUGCACUUGGGAUGCGGGGCGAUGCAUGAUGGGCGAGCUGUGCACAUGGGAUGUGGGGCGAUGCAUGAUGGGCGAGCUGUGCACAUGGGAUGCGGGGCGAUGCAUGAUGGGCGAGCUGUGCACUUGGGAUGCGGGGCGAUGCAUGAUGGGCGAGCUGUGCACAUGGGAUGUGGGGCGAUGCAUGAUGGGCGAGCUGUGCACAUGGGAUGUGGGGCGAUGCAUGAUGGGCGAGCUGUGCACUUGGGAUGCGGGGCGAUGCAUGAUGGGCGAGCUGUGCACAUGGGAUGUGGGGCGAUGCAUGAUGGGCGAGCUGUGCACUUGGGAUGUGGGGCGAUGCAUGAUGGGCGAGCUGUGCACAUGGGAUGUGGGGCGAUGCAUGAUGGGCGAGCUGUGCACAUGGGAUGUGGGGCGACGGGGAGAGAAGGGGAUUCUGAUGCAAAGGUCAUAA